CAAUUUUACAAAAAUGACCAUGACGUCAUUUAUUCAUCCCUUAUCAUCUUUUUUAUCCUUGGAAAAAAGAAAAAGAAAAUCCAAAUAAAUAAAUAAUAAAAGUUGAAGAUAAGCAAAAUAUAAAGAAUAGAUUAAUGCGAUUGAAGGAGUGAAUUUAUUAGUAUGGUAGGUGAAAAAAGCCGGGGCCCCUUUUUUUUAACUAGGGUUAGUAAAAACAGUAAAAUUGCGAUAAUUUAAAAAUUUAUGACGUAGAAAAGAAAAGAGGAAAAGAGAAUAAGAGCAGCGUAAUCGGCGGUCAAAAAAUUCAUGAAAUUUGCUGUAAUUGUAUAACAAUGAUCUGCAGUUGGUAGGGGUAUAUUUAUGUCAUUCGAUACUCAAUUAUACACACAAAAUCCAACCGGGAAUUCACAGAUUUUGCGUAUUUAUGCUGGUUUUUUUUGUUCCUGCUUCAAACCUAAACCAACACGAAUAAAUUAAAAUCAUAAACACCUGUUCUAACUCAUCACUCCUGUUUUUCCUUAAACUCUUCGCAAAAACUCCUUCAAUUUGUUCUUUCGCCUUUUGCCCUAUCCCUUUUUCCCAUUUUCAGCGCAAAGUGAGGAAAAAGAUAGCAUCUUUCUUUGCGUUUUUUUUUUGUUAGGAUUUUUUUUUUUCCAAUCUAAUUCCGUGUUUUCUGAUGAAUGGUGUUAUUGGUCCGUGAUGUUUAUUUUUUAGUUAUUCUGUGUAUGAAUAAUUGAAGUGAAAAAAAAGGGAUUGAGUUAACUGGGGUUUUUUUUCGGUAAUAAAUAAAUUAAAAUGGGUGAUCUUCCGGAGGGCGGUGCAACGGCGGAGCCAAACCCAUUUGGGAUUGGAACGGAAAAUUGGGCCGCCGCUGACAGAGCGACCCUUGAAAUAAUCCGGAAGGUUCAACCCACCCCUGUAUCGGAAGAGAAGAGAAAAGCGGUCAUUUAUUACAUUCAGAGAUUAAUCAGGAAUUUUCUUGGCGCUGAGGUAAUCCCGUAUGGGUCGGUGCCACUGAAAACUUAUCUUCCGGAUGGAGACAUUGAUUUGACUGCCUUUGGUGGUGCAAAUUUCGAAGAUACAUUGGCCGACGAUAUGAAAUCAGUACUCGAAGAAGAAGAGAGAAACAUGGGUGCUGAGUUUGUUGUAAAGGAUGUCCAGCUUAUUCGUGCUGAGGUUAAGCUAGUGAAAUGUAUCAUUCAAGAUAUUGUUGUUGAUGUAUCAUUUAAUCAAAUUGGGGGUCUUUGUACUUUAUGCUUUCUCGAGCAGGUUGACCGCGUUAUAGGCAGAGAUCAUCUGUUUAAGCGCAGCAUUAUACUAAUCAAGGCAUGGUGCUAUUACGAAAGCCGUAUUCUCGGCGCCCACCAUGGCUUGAUUUCCACCUAUGCGUUGGAGACACUCGUGUUGUACAUUUUCCAUCAUUUUCACUCAACAUUAGACGGUCCUUUAGCUGUUUUAUAUAAAUUUCUGGACUACUUCAGCAAAUUCGAUUGGGAUACCUACUGUAUCAGCUUAAACGGCCCUAUUCGACUCUCUUCAUUGCCGGCUAUUAUUGCUGAGAUGCCAGAAGAUAGCGACGGAGAUUUACUGCUAAGCAGUGAUUUCUUAAGUUCUUGCGUUGGCAUGUUUUCAGUUCCUUGUAGAGGCAACGACAAAAACUCGCGAGGGUUUCAGACGAAGCAUCUCAACAUAGUCGAUCCUCUAAAAGAAAGCAAUAAUCUCGGACGUAGUAUUAGCAAAGGGAACUUCUAUCGCAUACGUAGUGCAUUCUCUUACGGGGCAAGAAAACUGGCACGAAUACUUGUGCAGUCAGAUGACUCGAUUUCGGUCGAGCUCCACAAGUUCUUCUCAAACACCAUAGCUAGGCAUGGAGAUGGACUGAGGCACGAUAUUCACGAUUUCGACCUCGACCCUGCGAUUAUUUACAACAGUGCCAUCCCAGUCCCUACUGCACCUGUUCCAGAGAGUUGGCUGCACAAAGUCGAAAACUUUGAAUUACUCAACGGGGCGGAAAAAAAAGUACCGGAUGCUCCAAGUAGAGAGCCACUCGAUCUUGCUGCCCUGAAAAUAUCAGAUACUCCAGCUGCGAAGCCCUUUUUUGCGCCGCACCUCUAUUUCGCCGAAUCCAGAUUGCGUAAUCGCAAUGCAAAUUCAGACAAGAUCGAUUCUUCUUCUUUUGUCUUGUCUGAAUCCGAUGAAGGAUUCGUUGAUAAAGAUAAAAACACGGAUGUAUUUUGGGCUACAAAUCAAACAAAUCCAGGGCAAGGCUCGUCGGCAAAUAGGAGAGAGACAACUGAAUCACCGAGCUCGUUGUCAGAUCUGACUGGUGAUUACGAGACUUACUUGAAGUUCUUACAGUACGGCAGAUGGUGCUAUGAGCACGGAUUAGGUAUUCAUUCUCUGCCCAUGCCUCCUCCAUUGCCAACAACUGUCCCGUUUCAAGGCAACAUUUUUCUGGACGGUAUUGCCCCUCUCUCGCAUUAUAAACAUAACGGGUUUUCUCAUCGGCUCCAUAAUGGCUUCCUUCCAAUUCCACCGGCAUUGUACCCCGUGCCGCCACCUGUGUUAAUGCCAGGUGUCACAUUUGGGUGGGAUGACGCGUCGAAAGCCAGAGGAACAGGAACUUAUUUUCCAAACAUGAAUCAACCUCCACUAGGUUAUAGGUCUUCGUCGAUGAAUGGAAGGAAUCAGGUAGCAGCAACGAGGGCCCCACAUAUGGACGGGCGGAGCAUGAUAUUUAUGGAGGGGAAUAUGCUCGACAGAAGCAACAAUGAAGUAUCACAACAAAAUCAAGUCCCUAUCGAGAACGAUGUGAUGUCGUUUUCUCCUCAUAAUGGGAAUGGCUUGUACGUACAACCAGAGGCGGAUAUAGAUGAAUGUGGACUGGAAAACAGCGGGCCCGCCUCUUCUUCGCCUAGAACAUUCUCAGGCAUGCAAAGGCCACAGCCUCCUUUUAGCAGGGAGCAGGAUAGGAUUUCGUUGAGGUCUUCGUACAUACUGAAGGAUGAGGAAGAUUUCCCACCAUUGCCUGUCUGAAUUCUGAAAAGCGGUAACUUUAUUACAAGACUGUUGUUAUUUAGUCACUCGUGAAUGAAGAGUGAAGACGAACAAAAACGGAUUUUCUUCUGAACCAGUAAAAGCCCGAGGCGGCUUCUGCUUCUGUGGCUUCUCAGCUGCUUAUGAAAAAAAAUACUCGAAACUUAUAAUAUAUUUUUUUUUUCGAAACUGAUUUAACUUCAAAGAGGUUUUGUGUUGUUGUAUCUGCAUAUUGUGGCAACUUUGUCCUCGUUUGGCAGAGCAUAGGAUGAAUGUGAGAUUUGCAUAGGAUGUUACAUUCUUGACCGAAUUUUUGUUUUUCGUUUUUUCUUUUUUUUGUUAGAACGAUGAUAAAGUUGUGUAGCUUAGUCAUGAUAAAUGAUGUUGAAGAUGUCAAAUGUAAUGUAAAGAGAAUGAAUAUUCUCUUGUUGCUUAAUGAUAGUUGCAAUUUGAAUUUU
Messenger RNA from Erythranthe guttata (spotted monkey flower), 3494 nucleotides. RefSeq names its product PAP/OAS1 substrate-binding domain superfamily. The record is from RefSeq and is a predicted model, not a curated record. NCBI's taxonomy places the organism in Eukaryota, Viridiplantae, Streptophyta, Magnoliopsida, Lamiales, Phrymaceae.